GUACCCACAGAUGUAGUAAUCUGGUCAGCAAAUGAUCGGGUAUGACAGCUGUAGUAUAGCGUACAGUUGCCAGCCAAUAAUGAUGUACUCCGCAGUAGAAACUAAUUGGAGAAGGACUGAUGAUGGAUGGAGGCUACUUCCCGGAGUGUUUGUUGGUACAGAGAGUCUGUCUAGAGCUCGGGGCACUUCAUCACCGAGUAAAACAUCUAAAACAGAAACCAAUAACAUCGUCCGCUUAGUUCGGAUAGCGGGGGCCCAUCGACCUCAUGACGGCACUAGCCAAGAGAGAUGUGAUAGUAUAACACCAUUAAGACUGCCUCACAUGACUGGAAUAAAAGGGUACGGAACAGACAGAAGAAUAUCGUGUGGCCUGUCGACUUCCAUUGAACAGUUAGAGAUCGCUGAUGUCGCCCUGGAGCUUAGUGGAACACGCUACUGCUGCGAGAUAUUUAGAAUUUUGAUGAAGGAGAAAAUCGGGAAAAUUAGCGGAACAACCUUGCGACACAUUUUCCGUAUCCUGGAGGGAAUGGUUUCAGAAGCGCUUCAUAUUGAGAUGAACAUCAAGUUGAUAGCACGCUUAUUAACGACGUCAGCCGACGCCCUGGAACGAGGUCCAGCGUCUUUGGUUGGCAGCAGCAGUUUGUGGAAGAGGCACCGGAACAUUGUCAGCAAUCUCACAAUGCAAGUUGAGAACUUCCAGUAUACACAGAGAGAAGACGACCAACUGCCCCAACUUCUUGAUAUCCCAAAAGAGUGUCUCCACUACAUCCUGAAAUGCCUCUCUGACCCCCGGGACUUGAUCAACGCGGGAGCUACCUGCACUUACCUGAAUGACUUGGUCACGGACUCGUUUAUAUGGCAAAGCAUGUGUCUGUUCCACUUUACCGAUAAACAGCUGUAUCCACACAUCUGCGAUGAUGAGUACAUGGGUAUCGAUUGGUUUAAAGCAUUUCAGCUGUGUUACAAGAAAAACAAACGUCUUCGAGAGUUUUAUGGCAACGAGUUGUACUUCUGUAACCUAUGUCGUGAUAUAUUUUGGAAGCAUCUAGGUCAUCCCUGUCACAAUCCGGAAAAUAUCCCGUCCUCGUCUCCUCUGUUGCCAAGGGAAUUCAUUGACAUGUUGCGCCUUUGAUUCAAUCUGUGUGAAACUGGAAUGAAGGGCAAGGAUACUCACUUUGUACACAGCUCCCUCCUUUUCAUCACUUUUCAUUGAAUAAUGUGCACGUUGUAUGCACACUAAUGUUUUAUUAGUGUUAUUAACUUAAUGGGCAAUAAUGACCGUUUUGAGACUUUUUAAAUUUGGGCGUUUUCCUACUGUUUACGUAUUUUUUUGUUUUUGCAAUUAAAAUUUCAAUCUCGCUUUAA
This is a messenger RNA of Ylistrum balloti, 1365 nucleotides long. RefSeq names its product F-box only protein 32-like. Gene Ontology annotation, molecular function: protein binding. Lineage: Eukaryota; Metazoa; Mollusca; Bivalvia; Pectinida; Pectinidae. The coding region runs from base 32 to 1132 and encodes 366 amino acids. The transcript has 8 exons. Gene Ontology annotation, cellular component: cytoplasm; SCF ubiquitin ligase complex; nucleus. Gene Ontology annotation, biological process: protein ubiquitination. The record is from RefSeq and is a predicted model, not a curated record.